GAAAAUUUCUGCCAUGGAAUAAGAGAGAGUAUGUGGCACUCACAGAACUAUUUAACGGCCGGUAUCGGCUAGUUUACUUUGCAGAGCUGCAACGGCAUUCAGAAGGGUGUGUACGAAUCCUAGAAGCAUAUUCAUAGAAACGGAAAAAUGAAAUUCUUGUGCGCAAUUGUUUUGUUGGUGGUAGCCAUUGCGUUUGCCGCUGCCGGCGAUUUAGAAGACGAACUGAACUGGCAAUCUUACAAGGCGAAGUUCCACAAGAAGCAUCAUUCAAAGGACGAAGCUCGCAGGAAGGCAAAUUUCAUUAAAAGGCAGAAACAAAUUGAGAAACACAACAAGGAAAAUAAGGAAUGGGAAAUGGGAAACAACCUGUUUUCCGACAUGACCGAUGAAGAGAGAAAAGGAAUGCUUGGAGCCAAACCUGUUCCUCGCAAGGAAAGAUUUUUAAAUCCUGGUUACCCUAUUGAGGAGCGUGCUCUUCCAAUUUCCAUCGAUUACAGGAGUGACAAGUGUAUGCAACCCGUUAAACAACAAGCUGAAUGUGGAAGUUGCUGGUCUUUCGCAGCCGUCGUUCCUCUUGAAUUCAACACCUGCAAGAAAACUGGCACCCCUGUUGCACUCAGCGAACAAAUGUUGGUCGAUUGCGAUACUUACAACAACGCUUGUAACGGUGGAGAUUACACCAAUGCUUGGCAAUUUAUCAAGGAGAAGGGAGGAAUCAUGACAAACUCAUCAUAUCCUUACGUCUCCGGGACCACUCUAACCAGGGGCACCUGCAAGUUCAGUUCUACUUCAGUUGCCACCCGUGUUUCGACUUACGGCUGGACAAUGCCGUACCCCAACGCCACUGUGUCCAUGCAGUAUUUGCAAUCUUAUGGACCUCUGCCCAGUGCCAUGAAGGUCCUUGAUUCUCUUUACCAAUACAAAAAUGGAGUUUACAGCGAUUCCGCUUGCAUUCUCGCUGACCAAAAUCAAGUGGAUCACGCUGUCGUUAUCGUCGGCUACGGAACCACGACUACCACUCCUGCCAUUCCUUACUGGAUUGUCCGUAAUUCUUGGGGUACUACUUGGGGAAAUCUAGGUUAUAUGGCUAUCAAACGUGGAGUCAAUAUGUGCAAUAUUGAGUCGUGGACUGCCUACGUCGAGGUAGUUUAAGAAGAAAUCUAUCCCUUCUCAUUUCUUACAGUUGAUAAACUGUAAAAUCCGGUAAAACAUGAAUCCUUUUGCUAUAGUUUUAUAGAUUUACGAAAGUUAAAAAAUAUAUAUCUACACAAUACACUUCUGGCAUGGUUAA
Molecule: messenger RNA, 1291 nt
Organism: Daphnia magna
Lineage: Eukaryota; Metazoa; Arthropoda; Branchiopoda; Diplostraca; Daphniidae
Product: ervatamin-B
Exons: 9
Coding region: 148-1152 (334 amino acids)
Cellular component (GO): lysosome
Molecular function (GO): cysteine-type endopeptidase activity
Source: RefSeq, a predicted model, not a curated record